This is a messenger RNA of Helianthus annuus (common sunflower), 1581 nucleotides long. Its product is annotated as protein IQ-DOMAIN 1. The record is from RefSeq and is a predicted model, not a curated record. Lineage: Eukaryota; Viridiplantae; Streptophyta; Magnoliopsida; Asterales; Asteraceae. The coding region runs from base 161 to 1402 and encodes 413 amino acids. Gene Ontology annotation, molecular function: protein binding. The transcript has 5 exons.
AAUAAAAACUAUCCGUUACUUUCUUUUCUCCUUUGCUUUCCACUUUUCCUUUCAAAUUUCAAACGUCUCUCCCCCUUCCUUCCUUCAAACCCUAACUUUAGUUUCUCAAAACCUUAAAAACAACCCACAACACACAAAUCCCAGCUUUCAGUUCUCUCAAAUGGGAGGCUCUGCAAGGUGGAUUAAAUCAUUAAUUGGGUUUCAAAAGUCCAAUUCCAGUACCUCUGAUCAAGAGAAGAUUGGGGGUAACAAGAGUAGAACAUGGAAGCUAUGGAGGAGCCCCUCAGCCGGGUGUUCUUCGUCUUCCACGAGUUCAUCUUCUAAGGCGAUGAAAGGCGUGGGACGGUUGUCGACUUCGGAAGCUUCUCGUUUGGAUGAGGUGUCGUUUUCGGCUGCUGUGGCGACUGUGGUUAGAGCUCCGCCUAAAGAUUUUAUGUUCGUUAGGCAAGAAUGGGCUGCGAUUCGAAUUCAGUCGGUUUUUCGCUCUUUCUUGGCAAGACGAGCUUUACGGGCGCUAAAAUCGUUGGUCAGGCUCCAAGCAAUAGUACGGGGGCGGCUAGUUAGAAAACAAGCCGAUGUGACGCUUAGGUGCAUGCAGGCUCUUGUUCGGGCCCAGGCUCGAGCCAGAGCUAAAGCUGCCGGGACCACAGAAUGUCCUGUGGCGUCUAGAAACCAAGUUGGCACCGGUAAAAAGUCCGAGGGUGGAUGGUGCGAUAGUCGUAGAACAGCAGAAGAAUUGAGAACAAAAGAACAAAUGAAGCAAGAUGGCGCCACUAAGAGGGAUAGAGCUAAGGCUUAUGCCCUUUAUCAACAGCGUCAAAGAGCAAAUCCUAACAAGACCGGUUCUCCAAGGUCAGGCAAAGAAAAUUCUGAAUGGAGUUGGCUUAAUGGCUGGAUGGCUGCUAAAUCUUGGGAAAGCAGCGAUUCGCAUAAAGUUUCAUCUGAAAAGAAUCUCGAUGAACGUAGUGUUAAAUCUUGCUCGUACUCUACCGAACAUGACUCACUAAAGAUUAGAAAGAAUCUCGUUUCAACCCGCGUUUCUGCAAAACCGUUUAUCUCGAGCCCACUAACGCAUUCAUCGUCAACAAACCCGUGUUCUGGCUCAGUGUUUGACGACACUGCAUCAUCAACCAAUUCUUCAACUUCAACUUCGGAGACUCGUUUAUCAAGCAAAAGUGGCGGUAAAGAGGGAAGUGUAAGUGUAAGCAAGCCGAGUUACAUGAGUCUCACCGAGUCCAUCAAAGCUAAAAGGGUAUCUCAUGGUAGAAAACCGAGUCCCCUUUCGAAGGGGGUAACUGCAAGAAGAAGUGACACUGAUCUUUACUCAGCGGAAUUAGGUAAAGAUUUGUAUCCACCUAUGUUUAUUGAUAGAUAUGAUGAAGUCAGAAGCCGAAGGGGUUAAAAGAAAGAACAAAGUACUUAGCAUGAUUGCAGAUUUGGUUAGUGUUUUUUAUGGUUAGAGUUCAACAACUUGUUGUGUCACUUGUUUCACAUGAAAGUCAGUUGAGAUAUGGUUUGUUGAGAUAUUGUUUUUAUUUUAUUCUUGAUCUUUAAAGAAACCUGUUGGUGCAUUUCUUAUCU